Molecule: messenger RNA, 767 nt
Organism: Saccoglossus kowalevskii
Lineage: Eukaryota; Metazoa; Hemichordata; Enteropneusta; Harrimaniidae
Source: RefSeq, a predicted model, not a curated record
GAAAUCAGUUAUGGAUUUCAUUAGAAUCUGUAUAUUACUGGUUCCCAUAUUCUGGAAAAUAUCGGAUGCCGUACCGAUACAACGGCAAUUGUUAUCAAAGAGUGAUGAGUUUAUCGGUCGCUGUAAGUAUACUUUGAUAAAAGAUUGCCGCGAUGGCGUCUCUCCAGAGUUUGAUGUCACUGCCGAGAUGCACGAGGAUGGACUGACCGAGGACGGUUUUCCGUCGAUUAAUAUCAUUGGAGUGGAAGUACUGGUGCAUGGUGAUCGUCAUAUAAAACUGGAUGCUGCUGGCACAGUGACGGUCGACGGAAAAGUUAUCACAAACUUUCCAUACAUCGUUGAUGACAAAGACGGGGAUGGCGAGUUAGCCGAGUUGACACAAAAAGACGGUAUAACGAGCAUAACACUAAAAAGAGUUAAAUCUGGAUUGACUUGGAACCACGUGCUUCAUGUGUUUGGAACUAGUCUCACUGGAGGAGAGUUUAAAGAACAUGUCUGUGGCCUGUAUAGUGUGUUUUAUGGCGGCGAAAAAGAGGCGAUUUUGGCAUCGAAUCCAAAUUAUCAUAAAACCUGGGAAAUACCUGGAAGCUGUAUUCCUGACUAAAUGAAAGCCUUCGGCGGAAAAGAGACCCUCACUUUUAUAAGCUAUAAUGAUGUUCAAGUGAAAAAAUUACCCAACAAAGAACUACGGGCAUGUAAUUUUGUCUUUACUCCAAUGGUGCCCUGUAAUGCCAAACUCUUCUAUUGCAAUUAUAAAAGUAAAGUGG